AUGGCCACCAGAGAUCUCCCGAAAUCUGCAGGCGAUCUUCUCACCAGCUGGGUUGGUCGUAUUCAAGAUGAAAUGACUAUCGGCAAGUCGCAAGACGAGUUGAUGGAUCGCGACAGACUUGCAAAACUCAACGAAUUUUCUUCGGCUUCUUCGAAGGACAGCGAUAUCGAGACGAACGCAGGUGACAAAGAGGAGGAGGUAGAAACCAAAGUUAGAGUGAAGAACUUGUGGCCAGCUUUUGCUUCCGGUGCCGGUUUGUUUUCUGAUGGGUACGUCAAUGCAGGUAUUGGAAACGUUCUUUCGUGUUUGAAAAUGAUUUACGGUGAUGAGUUUACUAAAAGCAAUGCCAUUUCAAAUAUUGGAUCUAUUGCGUUCGUUGGUACCAUCAUUGGUCAAAUUGGGUUUGGAUAUAUUAGUGACAAAAUGAGCAGACACAAAGGAAUGUUGAUUGCAAACAUCAUGUUGAUUGUGUUCACUUUGUUGUGCGCAGUGGGGUCUUGGGGUAAAACCACACAGGGAUUCUUUGCCUGUUUGACCGUUUGGAGAUUUUUCCUUGGUAUUGCCAUUGGCUCUGAGUAUCCAACAAGUUCAGUUAUUGCUUCAGAGUUUGCUAAUCAAUUACCAGCCGGCCAUAGAAACAGGUAUUUUACAUGGUUCACCAACUCCAUGAUCGAUUUGGGUUUUGUUGUGGCCAGUUUUGUGCCACUUGUGUUGUUGUGGAUCCUUACUCCUAACCACUUGCGUGCAUUAUGGAGAAUCAGCAUUGGGUUGGGAGUGAUUCCACCUUUAAUUUUGUUUUUUAUCAGGUUGAAGAUGUCAAACUCGACCAAUUUUACAAAAUUAAAUAUGAAGCGGGUUGCUUACAAAGAUUACCCACUUUGGUUGAUCUUCAAAUUCUAUUGGUUCAGAUUGUCCAUUGUGUCUUUGAUUUGGUUCAUCUACGACUUUUCAGUCUACUCAUUUGGUACUUUCAACACAAUCAUUAUUGGUGAAGUCAUUCCAAAUGGUACUUUGUAUCAAAACUGGGGUUGGUCAGUUGUGUUUAACUUGUUUUACAUGCCAGGAUGUUUACUCGGUGGGUUCGUUGCUGAUUACUUGGGUCCCAGAUUGACAUUAGCCUUGGGUGUGGGAAUUCAAGGAAUCAUCGGUAUUGCCAUGUCAGCUUGUUUAAACUCAUUGAAAAAACACGUUGCUGGUUUUGUUGUUGUCUUUGGUAUCUUUACUGCGUUUGGUGAAUUUGGUCCCGGUAACAAUACUGGUCUCCUCGCUUCCAAAACAUGUGCCACCCCAAUCAGAGGUCAGUACUAUGGUAUUGCCGCUGCUAUUGGAAAGCUUGGUGCUUUCAUCGGAACCUGGGUAUUCCCAGCAAUUCAGAAACAUUACGCUUACGAUGAAAACUUGACAUUGCAAGUUCCAUUCUAUGUUUCAUCAGCCUUGUGUUUGUUCAGUGCACUUUUGGCCAUUUUCUUUGUGCCACCAGUUGGUCAAGAUGCUAUUGAUAGAGAAGAUAAGCUUUUCUUGGAGUAUUUGCGUGAUAACGGAUUCGACAGGUUUGAUAUGCUCGGUGAUUCUGGAAUUGUCACAACUGAUGAACACUCUACGGAUCACAAGCAAUAUUCAGGAGUAGUUGAAAAGAACGAUGAUGAGGUGGUUGUUGUUCAGGAGAAAAAAUAG
Messenger RNA from Lodderomyces theae, 1674 nucleotides. RefSeq lists its product as uncharacterized. Bases 1 to 1674 code for a protein of 557 amino acids. Gene Ontology annotation, cellular component: plasma membrane. NCBI's taxonomy places the organism in Eukaryota, Fungi, Ascomycota, Pichiomycetes, Serinales, Debaryomycetaceae. The transcript has a single exon. The record is from RefSeq and is a predicted model, not a curated record. Gene Ontology annotation, biological process: transmembrane transport; carboxylic acid transport. Gene Ontology annotation, molecular function: carboxylic acid transmembrane transporter activity.